Messenger RNA from Cuscuta epithymum, 1546 nucleotides. Lineage: Eukaryota; Viridiplantae; Streptophyta; Magnoliopsida; Solanales; Convolvulaceae. The record is from the annotation of a GenBank genome assembly.
CAUUUUUAACGACCUUCAGUUAAACCCUGGAGCUGAACCCUGAUUUGGCUUACCAAUACCAAUCGGCGACGGCAUCGGCAGUCUCUCCUCCCGCCGAUGAACUAAUGUUGGCCGUCAGAUUCUUUUCCUUUCCUUCACCUCUACAGGUCCGCCGCUACAAACCGGGCUACCCAUCGUUCUUCCCCACCUCCUUACUUUCUUCACCUUCACACUCUCGCAGCAUCAAACCAGAUACAUCUUGUGUCUUCUCCCUCAUUUUUACCUGCCACGCCCACUCUAAAGCAUCAGAAGCCCCCAUUCUGUAUAAUUACCUGAUCGAAACCUUGAAAUUUCCCAAACCCAAAGCCCUAAGUACCUGCAGGCGUCUGCGAUGGAUCAAAACCCUCGAAAAGCCCGAAUCCGUCAUCCUCUAUCUCAAAUCAAUUGGAUUCUCAGAUGCGCACAUCCAAUGCUUAGCGUACGUCGCGCCUCAGCUUCUUUCUGCGGACGUUGAGAAGACGCUGAAACCCAAAAUCGAAGUGUUCCAAGAGCUUGGCCUCUCCGGCCUCGAUCUGGGACAUUUCAUCUCCAAGCAGGCCUUUCUGUUAACUCGUAGUUUGGACACGGUGAUCAGGCCAUGCAUUGCUGUCAUUAAGGACGUGCUUGAAGACGAUGCGGACAAUCAUAAACUGUUUUUGGUCUUGCGAAGGUGUCUUUGGAUCGUUUCAAAAAGCCCGGAGGUAAGGUUACUCCCCAAUGUUGAAUAUUUGAAGAGUUGUGGGAUUGAGGGGACCCAGCUAGCGACUCUUUUUAGGAGGCAGCCUAGUAUCUUCGCGCUGUCAUUGCCGAAGCUCAAAGAACUGGUUUCCAGGGUUGUGGAAUUGGGAGUUUUGACAGAUUCAAGGAUGCUAGCCCAUGGCCUUCAUUCGCUUAGUUGUAUUAGCAGUGAGACAUUCAAGAGGAAAUUAGGGCUUUUUAAGAGUUACGGCUUCUCAGAGGAGGAGUGUAUGAGAAUGUUUAGCAGAUCUCCGGCUCUGCUUAGGACUUCAGAGCGUAAGAUUAGGUUUGGGGUUGAUUUUUUCUUGAACACAAUUGAAUUAGAGAGGUCUUUAUUAAUAGCUCGGCCUUCUGUAUUGAUGUUGAGCAUGGAAGAGCGAGUGGUUCCCAGGUACCGGGUUUUGAAUCUUUUGAAGGCCAAAAAGCUUUUGAAGAAGGAACCCAGCUUUUUUGAAGCCUUGUCUUCAACAGAGGGGUGUUUUGUGGAAAAAUAUAUUGCAAAGUUCCCUGCAGAGGCAGAAGAAUUACUGUCCGCUUACAAGGCUCAUCUUCUGGCUUAAUGUUAACUGCAUAAUCUUGUCAUUUUGUAAGCAACAUUUUUUUGCUUUUGAUCCAGAUCAAUUAGUUCUCCUUUUGUUUUUUAAUUUCUGAAAUUCAACAACUUACAAUAGAAACAAGUCCAAUCUAAAUUUUCCUUUCAGGAAAAUUUGCAUCCUAUAUUAGUGUUGACUCUUUCUGUUCAGAUUCUGACUCUUAGAGCCUGUUUGAUGGACGAUUGGAAGGUUUAGCC